AUGGCGUUGUGCAAAGGAGGCGUGAGGAAUUUCGAACGGCCCCGGGCGGCGGCGGGGAUCGGGCCUGGCGGGCGGGGUGAGGCCUGCGGAGCGCUGGGAUCCGAGCACGAGGUGUGCGCUGCCAAAACGAAGCCAGGGGACCCCUGGGCUGCCGAUGGCAGGAUCUUGUAUGUGAUCCGUGAGGCACUGUUGAACAUGGAGCAGUUGCUUCUGAAUGAAAACUUGCUGAAGCUGGAAACAGCAUCUGCUGAAUCAUUUGUGCUUAGAGGUGUGCAUGCAGCAGUAUCGAGAAGGUUUGACAUCUACAGGAAGGUGCCAAAAGACCUUACACAGCCAACCUACACAGGGGCUCUUAUCUCUGUCUGCUGCUGUCUCUUCAUACUGUUUCUCUUCCUGUCUGAGCUCACCGGAUUCAUAGCCACUGAAAUAGUUAAUGAGCUGUACGUGGAUGACCCAGACAAAGACAGUGGAGGUAAAAUAGAGGUGAAUCUGAACAUCAGUUUACCAAAUCUGCAUUGUGAAUUAGUUGGACUAGACAUCCAGGAUGAAAUGGGAAGGCAUGAAGUGGGUCACAUAGACAACUCGAUGAAAAUACCUCUCAAUAAUGGGGAUGGCUGUAGAUUCGAGGGACAUUUCAGCAUCAACAAGGUCCCUGGUAACUUUCACGUGUCAACACACAGUGCCACUGCACAGCCUCAGAAUCCUGACAUGACUCACAUCAUCCACAAGCUCUCAUUUGGGGACAAGUUACAGGUCCAGAAUGUUCAUGGUGCAUUCAACGCCUUGGAGGGAGCAGACAAGCUCAGCUCAAAUCCUCUAGCCUCUCAUGACUACAUACUGAAGAUAGUCCCAACAGUGUACGAAGACAUGAGUGGCAAACAGCGAUACUCCUACCAGUAUACGGUCGCUAAUAAGGAGUAUGUAGCCUACAGUCACACUGGCCGCAUUAUCCCAGCUAUCUGGUUUCGUUAUGAUUUGAGUCCCAUCACGGUGAAAUACACAGAGAGGCGACAGCCUUUGUACAGGUUUAUCACAUCGAUAUGUGCCAUCAUUGGGGGAACAUUUACUGUAGCUGGAAUCCUGGACUCCUGCAUUUUCACAGCAUCAGAAGCCUGGAAGAAGAUCCAGCUGGGGAAAAUGCAGUAGCAGUGAAACUCUAAACUAGUCUUCAAGGGCAGGAGCAAAGAUUGAGAAACCUACCACUACCUGUUUUUGUCUUUAUUUUCUAUUUGAUUGAAUCAGUGCGUUUUUCUCUAAUCAGGCUGUUCAGUGAAGACCUCUUCAACUAAUCAAAGAAAUCUCGAUGCGUUUCAGAGCUCUGAGAGCAAAACAACAAAAAUUAAUGCAAUCAUGUCUUGGAUUUUGAUUCUGUACCCCCAGAAAGAGAAGUUGAAAUGCCCUAUAUGAAAUACACUGUCAGAUCUAAGUAAGGAUAGUAGCAUCUUCUUGGGGAGGUUCCUAUGGCAGUAUACAAGCUAGGUAGUAGAUUGCAAAGAGUUAAGCUGUCUUGUGGCACUUUUUGGAAUUUGUUGGAUUUGCAUGAUUAGACAAUCAACUUACAUAUAAAGGAGAAUUAUACAUUAGGAAGAAAUUCCACCCUUGGUGCCAAAAGGUGAUGUAUCUGUUGGUGAGGAAUGGAAAGUGUUAGUUCCCAUAGCAGGCCUUAGAGACAGAGGGCAGAAAUAACAUCAAGAAAUGUCUUGUGCUUUUAUGGAAAGCUCUUUGGUUCAGAUAUGACCUUUUUACUGAAAUGAACAAAUUUGAGAAAGAAACCAUCCCCCAGCUACCUUUUCCUGGAUAAUCUGUGGUCCAGGCAGAGGAGGGCCUUUUACUCUGGAUGUAAAAGCGAUUUAAUUUCUUCCCAGAAACUGAAUACCAGUCUUGUGUUUACAGGUGGCAUGAAGUAAAAACCAAACUGAGCAACACAGUUUUAUGUGGCCUUUGCUUUGAAAGGGAGUAGUUGUCUUUACAGUGUUAGCUUUUAUUCCUUCUUCUGUUGGUUUUCUUCUUGUUUUUUUUUAUUUUAAACACAGACCACCCAGAAAUCUGAACUGCAUUCUGCAUUAUUAUUAUUGUUGUUGUUGUUAUUAUGAAAAGCAGUUUUCCAUUCUGUGUGUUCAGAAAAAAAACGGUGCAGCCUUCUGGGUGAAUGAGCACAGCUUACUGUCUUGCUUUGUGUGUGUAUAUUGAAUACACCUGUACAACACAGAAGUCUGUCUGUUCAUGGUUUAAGGUGCCUACCUGUUCUUUACAAUUCAGCCAGGCAUCUUUUCUGAGCCCUACACUGACACUGUUCACCCACAGGUACAGCAGUAGCGGGGCAGGCAUUCCCACAAACACCCCUGCUAGUUGUUCUGUUCUAUUCCUUAAAGUGGUACUGAACUUCCAUGCCCAUUUGUUCAGGCCUUGUCUUCUGAGCCCUCCAGUAACUUUAGGUGCAAGGGGAGAACGAUUGCCAGGUGCGGCUUGCAUGCAAUGGUUGGUGUGAGUUCACUACAAAGUUGACCAAUGGACCAGUGGUCCAUUUUCCAUAGCCUCCUAGGUGUUCCUUGGUUAGUAACUGUCUCUGCAUGCUUUGUAUGUGUCUGAGCUGAGGAUACAUGGAUUUUUAAGCGUUCCAGAAUGGAUAAAAAUCCUUAAUCAGUGCUAUAAAGUCUAAGACAGGUGCAGGAUUUCUCUUGGGUAGUAUCUACUGUCCAUUGCCCUUUUCUGGAGGCAAAAGUAUCCAAACAUCAUGUUGGAAUAAUAUGAAUCUUUGAAUUAUCAGUGUUAAUGCUAGAGUCAGAUGCAUUUCAAAAGUAUUCCUAAUACGUGUCUGUUGAAAUUGUCUCACUGCUUUGGAAGUAGGGAAGGUCUCCAGUUUUAUCCACACACACACACGACCAAAAAAAGAAAAAUGAAAAGGCCAACAACCUCCCCCCCACACACAGACACCCAUUCUCUGCCCUGUAGUGACUUCUGACAAGUUACAGCAUUGGAAUAUUCCCUGUUCUUAUUAUGGACUGAUUGCUGUUCCUUUAGGUGUAAACUGGAUUGUGUAACUUCCUGUAUCUAUUAAUGUAUGGAUAGAUUUUAUACAUUUUUUCCAUUUACAAAAAUCAACUUGAAAAUGAGAUGUUUGUCUUCAUUUUGCUGUGCGCGUCCGUCUGUCCGUCAGCGGUCCCCACGAGGUGGCAGUGAUGCCUGCCGGCAGCCUGGGGUUUUUCCAUUGCAAUUCUUGCUGCUGCCGCCUGAAGGAUUUCCUCCAAUCUACUGCCACCAACUGAAGCUUAAAGCAAAAAUGUCCUCGUCUUUCCUUCUUGAAUUUGCUGACUCUUUGCUCGUACCUUGUGAACCUGGUGGAUUACAAGGGUGCAAUUUUAAUGUCUUGUUGAGGCAUCUCUAGCACAGUUGUGCUCUUAGUUUUCUGACGUUUUUUCCCUAUUAGAAUUUCCUCAGAACUAGCGAAGUUGGUUGCAAUGCCUCUGUCUCUCAUGCCCCCAGCGUGCUUUUUCUGCCCUCCUCCUCCUCUCUCAGGAUGUAGUGCUGCCUUCUGUGCAGUUCAGGCCAGUUCCUUAAACCAGAUCACUGAGAUUGUUUGGCUUUUUUUGGAAAUAACAGAUGCAUACUUCGGUGCACUUGCUUUCACUGCCAAAACGUCCACUGCAAUAAUGUAAUAAAUCACUUUUUUAUUUUUGCUAAAUGUGGAAAUCAGAUUGUACUCAAGUUCUGGCAAAAGAAACAGCCUGCACCUUAGUUCUCUGAGCCAGGGCAAAGCCUCUGAGUGCUGCCAAGCCAAGGCUGACUUUGAGGUCUGCUGUACGUUGCAGCACGCUUAUCCCUCGCAUGUAGCCGGCUGCAUCACAUCAUGUUGCUGCACCAUUUGUUUACAGAAGGAUUCACUCUUAAUCUCUCCAAAUGUGAAGGCGAGGUGGUUCCUGCUGUACUGCCCCGUGCAUAUACGUGUCACUGCAUUUCACUUCCAGUCUCAAACACGUUUUAGGGGCAAAAUGAGCAUAGGUACACUUUGAAACAUCAAUGCAAGCAAAAAUGUUUUCAAGCCAUAGUGAAAGGAAAACCAUUUUUUGUAGGUGUUCAUCCAUAUGCUUGGAUUUGCUCCUUCAAAUCAGUAUUCUGACAGAAAUAUUUGUGGUUUUCUAGGAGAAAUAACCCUGUAGGAAGUAAAAUGUGUACAGCUUGUGUAUAUUCUGGUUUAAAUAAACCUCUCUGAAGCUACGCUGCAUCAUGCAAUGAGAACGUGCAGUAUAGGAUGCUUUGCAGCACUGGAGUUAGAAUUGUAGCUCUGGGGAAGCUGCAGAGCUGUGCUUUGUAGGGUAUAGGCACUGUGUGGGCUGCUGAGGAGCUUUUAGGGGGAAAAAAAAAAGAAAUUGGAUGAAAAAGUAAAAAAAAAUGAGUGUGUGUUUGUGAAUGUUUGAUCUAUCAAAUAUUUGCAUUCAACUACUGCUCUGUAAAAAGCGAAAUCUGCAGUGUAGAUGGCAAUGGUUAGAAUUAAUUUCCGGAAUAUUUCUUGUUUAAAUUUGCUUUUUAUUUGUGUGUUACGCAGAACUGUUGGAGCUGGAAAUGUCUGCAGUGAGUAUCUGCUUUAGAACAGCCGUUUGGAGGUUCAGCUGCAGGAUGGCAGGGGGGUAUUUCUCAACAGGCAGGGUUUGUUGUCCUGCCCUGUGUCAAGGCAGCGUGUAAAGCACAAAUCUUGCAUUUUUACAAUGGAGUUUAUUAAGGAGUUUUCACAUCUCCCCUUUAAUUUGCAACCUUAUGUUAAUAAACUAUUAGCUUUUUUUUAGUUCUGUAAUUAAAAAUAAAACUCUUCUGUGUUUGGA
Messenger RNA from Meleagris gallopavo (turkey), 4817 nucleotides. Lineage: Eukaryota; Metazoa; Chordata; Aves; Galliformes; Phasianidae. The record is from RefSeq and is a predicted model, not a curated record.